AGGGUUUCUCACUCUGUAUAUAUCAGUCCCCAAACAACCACCGUUCAGAGUGCGAGAGCCAUCCCUUCUAUAUCCUCCUUACCCUUCGUCGAGUCUCGGAUCUCCAUUUUUCGCACAACGAUGGGCAAGGGUCCUGGCCUUUACUCUGAUAUCGGCAAGAAAGCCAGAGAUCUUCUCUACAAGGAUUACCAGAGCGACCACAAAUUCACCAUCACUACCUAUUCGCCCACCGGAGUUGCUAUCACCUCAUCAGGAACAAAGAAAGGAGAUCUUUUUUUGGCUGAUGUCAACACUCAAUUGAAGAACAAAAACAUCACAACUGACAUCAAAGUGGAUACAAACUCCAAUCUUCUUACGACCAUAACAAUUGAUGAGCCUGCUCCUGGUCUCAAGACAAUCCUUAGCUUCAGAGUUCCUGAUCAAAGGUCUGGCAAGGUGGAACUCCAGUACUUGCAUGACUAUGCAGGGAUAAGCACCAGUGUUGGGUUGACUGCAAAUCCUAUUGUUAACUUCUCUAGUGUUAUAGGAACUAAUCUUGUUGCACUGGGCACGGAUCUCUCAUUUGACAGCAAGACUGGGAAUUUCACAAAAUGCAAUGCUGGAUUGAGCUUCUCCAAUGCAGACUUAAUUGCUUCGUUGACCUUGAAUGACAAAGGUGAUUCCCUGAGUGCCUCCUAUUAUCAUUCAGUGAACCUCCUAACCAACACAGCUGUUGGUGGUGAGGUUACCCAUAGCUUUUCAACCAAUGAGAAUACCAUCACUGUUGGUACCCAGCAUGCAUUAGACCCAUUGACCACAGUGAAGGCGCGGGUGAACAAUUUUGGCAAGGCUAGUGCUCUUAUUCAGCAUGAGUGGCGCCCUAAGUCGCUUUUCACCAUUUCUGGAGAGCUAGACACGAGGGCCAUUGAGAAGAGUGCCAAGGUUGGACUAGCUUUGGCUCUUAAGCCAUGAGUGUACUCGGCUCAUUUAUGGUGUGGAGUUUUCAGGUAGGUUUGAGGAACUUAGUUUAGUUCUCUUUUUGGACACACACUGUUGAUGGUUAUGACUUCUAAUUUCUCUUUCCAUGGCUUUGAAUUGUAAAAUAAAUAUUAGAUGGUGUCACAAACCAAACUUACAAUUUCCUUGAGUUUUUACAAUUUCACCACCUCCUCGUCCAAAUGGGGAUGAAUAGUUGUUAUCAAAGAGGUUUGACUUA
Molecule: messenger RNA, 1195 nt
Organism: Juglans microcarpa x Juglans regia
Lineage: Eukaryota; Viridiplantae; Streptophyta; Magnoliopsida; Fagales; Juglandaceae
Product: mitochondrial outer membrane protein porin of 34 kDa
Exons: 6
Coding region: 121-951 (276 amino acids)
Biological process (GO): monoatomic anion transmembrane transport
Cellular component (GO): mitochondrial outer membrane
Molecular function (GO): voltage-gated monoatomic anion channel activity
Source: RefSeq, a predicted model, not a curated record